GCUUCCUGUUUGCCUCUGUUACCAUGGCAACGAGAUUCGACUCGCCUCGCGCCGGGCUGUUGUCGUAGGGCAAAAGUUGUUGAACUGCUGUUAGCAGGUCGGCUUUGUCAACAAAAUGGAGCUGCCGGCCUCAUAUUACGGCAGCAUAGAUAGUAAAAACCCAGUUGUUAUAGCGUUUGAACGGGACAUCUGCUCGUGUCUGACGCUGUUGCGGCGAGCGGCGUCCUCGACCUGCCAGGACAACGGCUCCUAUGCUAAAGGGAUUAAAUCUCUAGUGGCGCUUUGGAUAAAGUACAAACCUCGUCUGCCUUCUAAGUUGUACCUGGAGCACAUGCUGAAGACUGCAGAUGCUCUGACUGAGUUAAAGUUGUACCAGCCAGCCCUGUGGCACGGCUACCAUCUCUACCUGCUGCACUUCAGCUCAGUAAACAUAAUGAACAUAACAGAUAUAGACCAGUUUAUGGUUUGCUACUUUCCUGAAGGUUUUGAUGCAGACCAGGACAUCUUAGCCAUGAAGAUCCGUGCAAUGCUGGGAUGUGCCCUGUGUAUAUUAGAGCAGGAAAAAAGGCCCAGUGUCCUAAGCCACAACGGACUCUGUAAACUGCUGCGUGUGCUGAACUUUAUCAGGAUCAUGAUGCAGGCUUUCCAGCAACACGAACAGCUUUGCUGGCACAUAUAUAAUGGUUCACUGCAAAUCUACAAUAUCUGCCGUUACUUGAUGACAAUGAAUUGCAGUGCACAGGCACUGGAGUACCUUCUGUGGACAAGCAUCAGUGUAGAGCUGUGCUUCCCACUGAUGACUGCUAAGUAUCUGCCAUGGAUUGUCACACUCUACUGUGCUGUCUGCCACUGUUACUAUGACAACCAGAGUUCAGAGCAGGCAGAACAUUUUGCCAGAAGAGCACUUGGAAAAAUUAAUGAGCUAGCAAAGCUGGACGACCAAAGAAAAGCUUCUGCCAACAAAGAGACACAAAAUGUAUACAAAGAAGCCGCUAUUAAGCUGGGUGCCAUGGUGUUCAAGCGGACAGUGUUUGAGACCAGAAGGAAAUCCAAAUUUAAAAUCAAGCCCAAAAACAAUCUCAAAGACUUGCACAUUACGCCAUGGCCUCAUACUACAACAGGGCGCAUGCUGUGCACCCUGUUUGAGAGCAGUGCAGCAUGUUUCUUCAGUAUCCUAGAAGCACUUUGGGAUAGCACCAGUCUCCCACUAAAAACAAGUUUUCCAGAGGAACCAGAACUGCAGGAGGUGAUUCUGGAGCUCCUGUCUGCCGGCAUUGGUAUAUUAUCUGGUGUAACAAGCAGUGAGCCAAAGUGUGAUGACUGCGCAUCUACUUCUAUUAAAGCAGUGACGGCAACAUCUACUUUGAUAGAUUUAGCAAUUGCAGGAGAAAGCAAAAUACCCAUCACGUCUGCAGUGAGAUUCAUCAAGCUGUUGUUUCACUACAAGCAGCCAGAAACGUUCACUGAACUUGCCAGAGAAAUGCUUGAGGUUUUGUCUGGCGUGGAGGGUCAGUCAUUCAGGAAGGCUGAGCAGGAGCUUUUCUUACUCUACACUUUCAACAAUCUGCUGUAUUCCCAGAGAAAACGCCCCAGAGACUACAACAUGGCUGAUGACAAGCACAACACCUUAUUUUUGAGGAGUGAUGACUUCAAUGGCCUGGUAGAAGCGCUGCACAAGUCUGUUUGUGGUUCCGCCCCAGAUGUGAAACCAGAGAGGGACUUAGUUUUGGAAAUUGUUUUAUUUCUUUGGGGUAAAUUGAAGUUGGUCAAGUGGAGAGAAAACCCAAAGAUUACAGACUCUACUGAAAAGGCAGUAUAUUACAAGUGGUUGUGGUGCUUGUGUAUGCUGUGGGACAUUGCCAAUGCCUGUGACCUGGCUACUGUUGACUGUAUAAUCACAGCAGAGAUGAUCCACAUGUUGGCCAAACAGCUGGAGAGUGCAGCUGAACAUUGUGAACAAACACACCCUGGAGCUUCUGAAGCAGAUGUUGGUGGUGUGAAGCCAGGCUACCCUUCUCUUCUUAGGUGGUCAAGAACAGAGCUUCUUCAGAAAGAAAGUGAGGUGGUGGAGCAGGGCCUUAAAUGUUUGUCAAAGGGUUUAUCUACACUGCUGCCUGAAGACAGCUCAGUCUCAGUCAUAGACUAUGCAUUCAUACUGAAGGAGGAAACAGAAGGAGCGGCAACAAAGACAGGAUCAGGCUCUAAAGACACUCUGCCUAAAGCUUUGCUGCUGGCAUUAGACCUUUAUCUAGAGUUAGACAUCAUCCGCCACAGGGUUUCCCUGAAGUUACUGCAACUAAAUUCAGCUGUAGAGUCUGAACUGUUUGGUCGGAUAAAGAGGAACAAGGUCUCCAAAGCUCUUUUCCUGAUCCAGAGGGCUUUGAUAGUGUACAGCAACAUGGAAGCAAACAACAGCAGCCAAAUCAAGAGUCUGCUAGAGGAGGCUUCCUCCCUGAUAGAAAAAGCAGAGGUAGAGGAGAGAAAACUGUAUUUCUCUACCACAAGAAAGAUUCCAGGUCAAAGCAGAGACACAGCAAUGAAGGACCAAGAAGAACUCCCUCCAGCUCCACCCAUCUUACUGUCACGCACUGACCAGUCCUUCAGCUUUGCUCCAGCACCUUAUAUUCUGGAGGAAAAAGUUUGCUGGUACCAGCUCUGUGGCUGUGCAGUGGAAGGUAUUAAACGGAAAGUUCGCCUUGGAGACUGCAACCUACUAGGAACUGGAAAAAUGGUACCAGCAAAAUCUGGUGAAUGCAUUUUAAAGGUGGAAGGACUGGAGCCCAACCAGAAGUACAUGUUUGCCAUUGCAGCCUACAAUAGUCAGGGCAAGCUACUAGGAAACAACAUAGGGGAGACAACAUUUCCACUGUUGGCAUCCUUUCCUGUGCCACUGCUGUCUGCUUGGGCUCACUUGGCUCAGGUGGCAUUUCAAACAGUACAGUACGCCGUAGCAAAGAGAGCUUGCAGGGAACUGUGGAGGCACUAUACCGUCUCUGAUCCUGGAACCCACUGCAUAGAGGACAGACUCGGAGCAAGAGGUUUGCAUCAAGAGACCUUAAAACGCUCCUCACCUCAGCUCUGUCAGUUGUUCCUUACUUCCAUCUUCAUUCAGACAGAGAUCAACAUUCAGCAAGAAUCACUCUACUACAGCUCCUUUAGUGACAAAGGACCAUUUAUUUGGGAACAGGAAGCCAGACUGGCUGAAUGUGAGCGAAUGUUGGUAGCCGUGGACUUGGCGCUGUGGUUGAAUGAUGGUUUUGCUGCCAUACAAGCUGUUGUUACCUGCUAUGGCCUCUUAGCACCUCUAAUCUUUCACCAGAUCAAUUGUGAUGCUCUGGUGCAGGUGCUUAAAAAAUGCUUGGUGGUUUUGGAGGCAAAUUCAGACCUUCUCAAACAACAAUGGACCGGAAUGACACUAGACUCAUUAAUGCACAUGAUAGCCUGCAUCACCUACUACCUGUCAAAGUCUUUACGUACACUCAGGGACCAUCAUGUGGCUUCUGUUGUGAUGGACUGUGGUCGCAAGCUGCUCCAGGAGGUUCAUGAUGCCCAGCUGCAGAUUAGUAGGCCUGUUAGUGCAACUGAGAGUUUAAAGGCUCUUCAGGCCAAAAACAAGAAAAUCACAUCUGAAGCAACUCUCAGCACUAACACUGAGGUUACAAGACCAGUGACCGGCAGUAUGAAUCCAACAAUACUGUAUGAUCUGAUCUCCAGCAGCUCAUUAAAAGAUGCUUAUCAAAAUGUGAUGAAACUUAGACACAAAGCCUAUUUUAUUGAGUAUGCAGCACUGCUGCUCCAGAGAACUAAGGAAGAAGGCCACGUAGACCUGGUGUUAGAGUGGGGGCAGAGCAUGCUAAAAUUUCUCUGCAGGCGUGAUGAGGUGAUGGGACUGUUGACUAGGGACAUUGAAAAAGAAAAUAGUGUCCAGGCUCUGAAGGAAAACGAACCACAUCAGAACAGGAACAUAUCUCAUAAUGAUGCAAGAAAGAAGGUAAAGCAGAAACUGCCACACAGCUUGUUACAGGCAGUGAGAACUAACAGGGAGAUGCUGAUUGUGGAAAACCUGCUAGAUAAGAUGUCAUCCGUGGUGCAUCGCAGCAAGAAGCGCCUUCAGCUAAGGAAACUGUGCAAGGAGGAAAGCGUGUGGAGGUCACAUCUGAAUUACACGAUGGCUCAGGCGCAUAUAGCUCUGCUUCACCAAGGCCUGGACAAGCUGCAUGGAGAAACUCUGCAGGACAAGUACAGCCAGUUAAAUCCACUGUGUUUCUCUCUGGCCUACUCUGGUAUCCUUGUAUGGAGGAACCUCCAAAGACAGCAGUCUUCUAAUAUUGAGAGAGACUCACAGAGAAGCACAGCUAACUCUCUUCUCAGUGAUUAUGUGCCUGUACACAGAGAUGAAGUGAGAAUUGAUGACUCUGCUACAGAGGACAGUUGUGAUGAGGAACAGGAUUCAGCUCAGUUGGUGAAAGGACACAAUGAGCUGCACAGGCACACUGUUACCUUGGUGCAUAAAUCACUCAACAAAGCAGGUUUACAUUUCCGACGAGCCAUGGUGUUGGCGCAUCGUGGCAGCCACUGGACCACUCUGCAGUAUGUGUGUCAGAACGUUUGGGAACAAAGCUGCAGACUGGCUUUGUUUGCACAGAGGGCUGCUGAGCUUGAACCUCCCUGUGUGACCACAGAUCAACUCCAGACCUUCUUUAUGCCACUACUCACACUGGCUACUGACCUUAUAAUGGACAUGUUAAACAGACUUGGUUUUUGGAGUGUGUAUGAUAGCAACUUGACUGAGGAGGAGCUUGAGACUGGUCUUCAGUUCUCAGCUCUCCUGGAUGACAGCACCCAGGUGGACCUGCGUUGGGUUCAUACUUUGGUAUUGCAUACAUUGGAACAGCUCCAUUUUAGUGGCAAAUGGGAAAGCUUGGCCCACUUUGCCUUAUUGUACAACUCCUACACAAGGGAACGUUAUGCCUUGAUCAUAACCCCUUUACUAAUUCAUGCUCAGAGGAUGCUGCUGGAAAGGAUUAGUUUUUAUGGAGGGCCUUCAGUUCCACAGCCACACCAUGUAAAGACACAGAUGGCCACAGGCAAAGAUGUGACAUGCAGGAACUAUGCAUGGUGCCAGUUGCUCAGUGGAUGGACCCUAACUCAUGCAAAGCAGCCACACAUUCGUAAAAAGUCAGCAAACUCCAGCACUCAAAAUGUAGUUGAGCUUAAAGGUGCAGAAGUAAAACUCUCCAUGGCCAACGUGUGUGUUCCUCUGGACACUGUUGAGACACAAAAAUGUUACCACCAAGCCAUUGAGAGAAGAUCACACUGCAUGCAGGUUUUUCAGCACAGUCGCUCAUUAUUGAUGCGGCUUUUGGCGUACACACAACCUUCUUUUGAGGUGCAUUUGCGACACGGAACAUGUUUCAGCAAUUCAACAAGCCUGGUGGGUUUCAGUCCCAUUGUUAUGCCGGCUCCGAACAGUCAGCCUUGUGACAUGACAGCGGAGGACUUCAGCACUGCAAAUGCCUUUUACAGCCUCCCCAUCAGCCCUGACCACUUGCCCACUGUGAUUGCCGCAUACUUCACAUCCAUCAAGCAUCUUAAGGCUAAUAGUCACGACUCCCUUAGAGUUUUGGCGCUGCAUGAAAUGGGAAACCUACAGUUCUACACUGGAAACAUGCGGGCAGCGCAGUCACACUGGAGUAACGCUGUAGAUUGUGCCUUAAAGAACACAGGCACAGUAGAGAAGUGGGAUGGCGUGACCUCUGGGAGUGGCUGCCUGCAACAAACCCUGCAGCAGGCUGGAAUUUGGGGAUGUUUACAGGCUGCUGUACUCACUGCUAAGAUAGCACAGUAUAUUUUAACGUCUGACGUAAGCCAGCGUACCAAGUGCUGUCUCUUGUCUGCUCACCUCUUUAAGUGUGUGCUGUAUUGCUCCAUGGCUCAGCCCCAGACAGACCUCCAGUACGCCUCCCACAGCAUUAGAGAGGAACUGCUUCCUGGAGUCAACCUUUUCUCUGAACCCUUGAGGGUUCAUCUUGAAACCACAGUAACCAGUCUUAACUUCGUCUGCCACUGGCUUUUCACCACAGGCUAUCACAUCACGCUCUUGCCCAUAUUAGCACUUUACCUACAUUUUGUUGGGACUUUGUGCAGAGAUGUGAAGCGCACAGUUGAGGGCAAAAUACUCCAGAUACGUGCUCUUACUGAAUUGUGUUUGUUCACUGAAGCUGUGAAAGAGGCAGUUCAGCUCACGCAAGGACUAGGGGUUCUUUUACCUUGUGGAUACGGCAUUGCCACAGACAGUCUUCAACCUAUGAAAAUUUUCUACAGCAACAAGUCUCUCCUGGACAAUGCUGAGGCUUUGGAGGAACUUCUGAACUGUAACAUUGGUCCAGAGAUUCGUACAUUGUAUGGAUCACAACUGUGCCUCCGAUUCAACUUGACCCGUAUUCAACUAGUACUGGCACUCAGUAACACUGUACAUGGCCUCCCUGUGCAAGAUGAUGAUGAAGGAGAAUGUUGUGGGAGCAAAACAGUUCCAAAGAAUUCAGCACCCCAUGAACAGGACAGGUUGGAUGUAGAAGGUUCUUACAUGAAGGCAGAUGAGACAAAAGUACUGGAUUUUAAAUCCAGGACAGAGAGCCUGAGUCCAGAAAGGAUCAAGCUCCUUUUGUUAGAAGCAGCGUCCUCCUUGAUUAACUCAAGUUCGCAGCAGCUCACAGCCUGCUGCUGUUCUGAAAUGGAAAGCAUUGAACUGGCUGUGGAGUUCAAGCUUUUAAAAGCAAAUUUGUACUAUCAGCAGGGACAUAUUGCACUUAGUUCUGAAACGGCAGCGAGUUCCCUGGUGCUAUUGCAGACGUCUCCUGUAAUCACAAGACAAAAACCUGCAUCUGAGUCCCUGCAUCACAGGUCCAGAAGUAAACAGGACCUCAAAGAUUGCAGCAUGUCGCUCCCAUUGCCUUUAGACUGCCCCAGAGAGGUUGAGGUCAGGGAAAGAACUGGAGUUCUUCUGUGGCUGCGUUGCCGCCGGGCUCUGGUCCAUAGCCUGAUUGCAAACAUACCUGCAAAUGCUGCUCUUUUACCAGGUAAGAACUUCAACGAUGAGGCAGCUCGGCUGAUACAGGAAGCUCUCGGUGAAUGUGUGCAGUGGGGAGACCUUGAUAUUCGAGCUUGUUUGAUGGUUGAAGGUGCAGAACUGGAGGCCCAGAGAGGCCGGACUGAUGAUAGCAUCACAAUGCUGCAGGAAGCAGUCAGCCUGUUGGUUGAAAGGUCAUGGAUGCCACCAGGGUCCAUUUUGACUCUGGCUCGUGCCGCUUUACUGCUCAGUAACCUAAGGGGCAAUCAGAGUACCACACUUCUGAAACUGACAAAGGAGCUUCUACAAAAACAGCUGCGUGUUUUUGGACAGAACGUCGAACUGAAUGAUGGAGAAAUGUGCUUCUCUCCUCCUGGUCUCACUAACAUCUACCUUCCUUAUCUCAAGAUGCUGGCUCAGAUGAGCAUGAGGUUUGCUAAUUACCAAACUCCAGGACAAUAAUUUCAAUCAUCAUCACCUAAACACAAAGCUGUACUGAGAGUGUUUUUGCUAUCUUGUUUAUUAAAAUGAAUUGACUACUCCAUCAUCCUUUUGAGAUGACCCUAAAGGGUCAAUGGCUCCUAGUUUAGCAGGUCCAUGCUUCCCUCUGCUGGCAACAGUGAAAUAUACAUACAGGAGUGGACAUGUUCACUUAAUUCUGUGUUAAGCCCUGUGUUACUGUAUGUGGAAUGGAAAUUAAAAACAAAAUGUAGUUAUUGAAUAUAAAAUGCAAAGCAAAUGUCAAAUUUGUCAUUUAUGUAAUUUAGUUGGGGCAAUUAUUAAACACAAAUAAAAAAAAUG
Messenger RNA from Betta splendens (Siamese fighting fish), 7870 nucleotides. RefSeq names its product cilia- and flagella-associated protein 54-like. Gene Ontology annotation, biological process: cilium assembly. The record is from RefSeq and is a predicted model, not a curated record. The transcript is spliced from 56 exons. The coding region runs from base 116 to 7531 and encodes 2471 amino acids. NCBI's taxonomy places the organism in Eukaryota, Metazoa, Chordata, Actinopteri, Anabantiformes, Osphronemidae.